AUGAGGAACAUCUUCAAGAGGAACCAGGAGCCCAUUGUGGCUCCUGCCACCACCACUGCCACGAUGCCAGUCGGGCCUGUGGACAACUCCACCGAGAGUGGGGGCGCGGGGGAGAGCCAGGAGGACAUGUUUGCCAAGCUGAAGGAGAAGUUCUUCAACGAGAUCAACAAGAUCCCCCUCCCGCCCUGGGCACUGAUCGCCAUCGCUGUGGUCGCCGGCCUCCUGCUCCUCACCUGCUGCUUCUGCAUCUGCAAGAAGUGCUGCUGCAAGAAGAAGAAGAACAAGAAGGAGAAGGGCAAAGGCAUGAAGAAUGCCAUGAACAUGAAGGACAUGAAGGGCGGCCAGGACGACGACGACGCGGAGACAGGCCUGACCGAGGGAGAAGGUGAAGGCGAGGAGGAGAAAGAGCCGGAGAACCUGGGCAAGCUGCAGUUUUCCCUGGACUAUGAUUUCCAGGCCAACCAGCUCACGGUGGGCGUUCUGCAGGCUGCCGACCUGCCGGCCCUGGACAUGGGGGGCACUUCAGACCCUUAUGUCAAAGUCUUCCUCCUUCCCGACAAGAAGAAGAAAUACGAGACCAAAGUCCACCGGAAGACACUGAACCCCGCCUUCAAUGAAACCUUCACCUUCAAGGUGCCGUACCAGGAGCUGGGGGGCAAAACUCUGGUGAUGGCCAUCUACGACUUCGACCGUUUCUCCAAACACGACAUCAUUGGGGAGGUCAAGGUGCCCAUGAACACUGUGGACCUCGGCCAGCCCAUCGAGGAGUGGAGGGACCUGCAAGGUGGCGAGAAGGAGGAGCCAGAGAAGCUGGGCGACAUCUGCACCUCCCUGCGCUACGUGCCCACGGCCGGGAAGCUCACUGUCUGCAUCCUGGAGGCCAAGAACCUCAAGAAGAUGGACGUGGGUGGCCUUUCAGACCCCUACGUGAAGAUCCACCUGAUGCAGAACGGCAAGAGGCUCAAGAAGAAGAAGACGACGGUGAAGAAGAAGACCCUGAACCCGUACUUCAACGAGUCCUUCAGCUUCGAGAUCCCCUUCGAGCAGAUUCAGAAGGUCCAGGUGGUGGUCACCGUGCUGGACUACGACAAGCUGGGCAAGAAUGAAGCCAUAGGCAAGAUCUUCGUGGGCAGCAACGCCACGGGCACGGAGCUGCGGCACUGGUCCGACAUGCUGGCUAACCCCCGCAGGCCCAUCGCCCAGUGGCACUCGCUCAAGCCCGAGGAGGAGGUGGACGCGCUUCUGGGCAAGAACAAGUAG
Molecule: messenger RNA, 1260 nt
Organism: Propithecus coquereli (Coquerel's sifaka)
Lineage: Eukaryota; Metazoa; Chordata; Mammalia; Primates; Indriidae
Gene: SYT2
Product: synaptotagmin II
Exons: 8
Coding region: 1-1260 (419 amino acids)
Biological process (GO): regulation of calcium ion-dependent exocytosis; regulation of dopamine secretion; calcium ion-regulated exocytosis of neurotransmitter
Cellular component (GO): dense core granule; synaptic vesicle membrane; axon
Molecular function (GO): calcium-dependent phospholipid binding; calcium ion binding; clathrin binding
Source: RefSeq, a predicted model, not a curated record